Molecule: messenger RNA, 734 nt
Organism: Cyprinus carpio (common carp)
Lineage: Eukaryota; Metazoa; Chordata; Actinopteri; Cypriniformes; Cyprinidae
Product: dynein light chain 1, cytoplasmic
Biological process (GO): cilium assembly; microtubule-based process
Cellular component (GO): cytoplasmic dynein complex
Molecular function (GO): dynein light intermediate chain binding; dynein intermediate chain binding
Source: RefSeq, a predicted model, not a curated record
ACGGUCUGAAAUAAAAUGCAGAGAUACAUUGCAGCGAGACUCUGCAAAGCCGACCAAUCACAGAGCCGGGCCUGGCCGCGACAGCCAAUGGGAGGCGAGAGCGGGAGGAGCCAACGGCAGUUACACACCUACGUUACUUUUAGCCAAGCACACAGCGGGAGCAUCAGGGCUGCGAGCGAGUCGAGUUUCUCUCCGUGUCAAGAAAUCUACACACAAAGAAGAUCCAGCAUGUCGGACAGAAAGGCCGUGAUCAAGAAUGCGGACAUGUCUGAGGAGAUGCAGCAGGACGCUGUGGAGUGUGCAACACAGGCGCUCGAGAAGUACAACAUCGAGAAGGACAUCGCCGCCUACAUCAAGAAGGAGUUUGACAAAAAGUACAACCCCACCUGGCAUUGCAUCGUGGGGAGGAACUUCGGCAGCUACGUGACUCACGAGACCAAACAUUUCAUCUACUUCUACUUGGGUCAGGUGGCCAUCCUGCUCUUCAAAUCGGGCUGAGCGACGGCACCCAUUCAUUAUGAACUGACUGUACUGACGAGGCGAACCAUUCCUGCACUGGGACCUGCCUUCUUCUCUCGGCUGCUUCUGCUGUUGUUCUGAUUAUUGUUUAGAAAAAGCCUGUGUGAGAGGGAAAUGCCAUAAAGAAACUUGUAUUUAUUUUUGUUUUCUAUACACGGUUUGAGCGUUUUAUGUCACCUGUGUUUUUUUAAUUAAAGCGAAAUGGUUUGGCUGUU